AUGGAUGUAUCAUUAGAUGACUUUAUAAAGGAGAAGAGGGCUGCUGCCAAAGCAUCAAAGCUAUCCUUAUCCUCUUCAUCAUCAUCAAUAUCAUCAUCCAUAAUAAAGAAGAAGACAACAACUGAAAUGAUAGGUCAAAGCUUAGAUGAAGUAAUAAGAGCAAAGAGAGCAAAGAGGAGUGAUCAUCAUCAUCGCAAUAACAACAUCAACAUCAAUAUCAAUAACAAAAGUAACAUAAGUAAACAUACAAAGUACGAUGAUAAUAGUAAAGGAUAUCAUGUCAAGAAGUCAUAUACAGGCUUCAAGAACUUGAAGAAUACAACUAUAACAACAACAAUAACAAAGACACAUUCAUCUGGAGCACGCCAGGUUGAGUUGGAUGGGUCAUUGUAUAUAACAAUCAACAAUGAGCAAGCAUAUGACAGACCACAGUUGUCACGACUGAGGGUGCGUCGUGGAAGUAAUGAUGGUGUGAUGGGCAGCAUCACGACGAAUAGCCGAGGUGUCAGAGUGUAUAAUGGUGCAAGUGGAAGUGGAAGUGGAAGCAAUGGCAACAGAGGUAGUGGUAGUAGGACAUAUCACAACAAGUCAACAUCAUCAUCUUCAUCAUCAUUAUUAUCAUCAAGACGUCAAAGGCAUAUCAAUAUCAAUAUCAAUGGCAGGGGCAGAAGGUCCAACGACAGGGACGAGAAAGUAGACCAUGGAAGAGGACCGCACAAGAACAAUAUCGGUCUCAUCAAGAAGAAGAGACUGCUGUCGAGCCAGAUUGAUCACUCUCUGUUUGACCCACGUGGCAUUCGUGACUAUGGAAGCGCGAGCAAGAACGCCAAUGUGAAUGGCGAGUUGGACGACGAGGACGACGACGACUCGUGGGCAAUCCUGCGACUCAAGAACCUGCCCGACGAUGUUGUGCAGAGUGACAUUGGCCGACUGUUCACCAACUUUGGACCGCUGAAGGACUUUGAGCUGCUGGACUACGCGCGACCAAAGGAGGCCAUCGUCACAUUCCGUCGUCGUCUCGAUGCAAUGAUGGCCAAGGAGCGAUUCAACAAUACAUGGAUAGGUGACAACAAACUGGAAAUAGAACUCAUUAUGGAUGAUGAUGAUGAGGACUAUGAUGAUCAUCAUGAACAGGAUAAUGAUGACCAGGAUCAAGAUAGAAUGAAUGGCAACUAA
Molecule: messenger RNA, 1176 nt
Organism: Acytostelium subglobosum LB1
Lineage: Eukaryota; Evosea; Eumycetozoa; Acytosteliales; Acytosteliaceae
Exons: 2
Coding region: 1-1176 (391 amino acids)
Biological process (GO): mRNA export from nucleus
Cellular component (GO): nucleus
Molecular function (GO): mRNA binding
Source: RefSeq, a predicted model, not a curated record